Molecule: messenger RNA, 1416 nt
Organism: Microsporum canis CBS 113480
Lineage: Eukaryota; Fungi; Ascomycota; Eurotiomycetes; Onygenales; Arthrodermataceae
Product: sister chromatid cohesion protein Eso1
Exons: 2
Coding region: 1-1416 (471 amino acids)
Biological process (GO): mitotic sister chromatid cohesion
Cellular component (GO): chromatin; nucleus
Molecular function (GO): protein-lysine-acetyltransferase activity
Source: RefSeq, a predicted model, not a curated record
AUGGUUUCCGCGCGGGACACGCCGUACACCGUGACCAACUCCUUCAAGAGAGGUCUACUCAUGAAAACGUAUGCGCGGCCUCUCCGGCGCGUGCUGUACGCUGAGUCGCGUCCUGAUCCGGCACUGAAGAAACGCCGGAUAGCCAGCGGCCCAGGGGAUGAAAACAACAACGACGACGGCAUAGACAACGACAGCGAGGGUGGCCAUGUCCUGCAGCCUCGUGUCGAGGCGCUGGGCGACAUAGGGAGCGAGAACAACCUCGUCUGUGCGAUUCGCGAGUCCUCUGCUGCGAUCCUGUCCAGCCCGUCGCGUCACACCUCUACGGCGGCUACGGUGUACUACUCAGAGGACAUCCCCGAGCUGGACGAUGACCUGUCGACCCCUCCGAGCUCGCCGCCGCCGCGUGAGCACGAGGCAGAGCAGGUGAAGCUGAAGCUGGCACUGACGCCGCCCCCCGCCAGCACCAGGAAGCCGACGUUUGGCUUCCUCAAACGCAAGAGGUCUGCGCACGACACGCCGCUGACGGAGCUGGAGGUCAACGGCGGCAGUGCCAGCAUGAGGUCUAUGGAUCCCCCCGCAAAGAAGAGGCAGACCCAGCCAUCUACGUCGGCAUCCACACCCACAUCGACGGCCACGGCCAGCGCCCGGCCCGUCCUGAAGCAGACACAGCUCGACCUGGGCGUAGGACAGAGCACGUCACGCAAGGCCUGUGCGUCCUGUGGCAUGCAGUACACCCCCUCGUCGGCGGAGGACAGUGCCCUGCAUCGCAAGUACCACGACCAGCACUCCCAGCACGCGUCAGGCGUCGACUUUGGCAAGUCCUUUGUCCGUGCAAACGCUUCUCGGUGGGUGUACGAGGCCUCCCGCUUCGAGGAGGGAUACGUCGUCAUCGUGGACAGGAAGAGCUCGGCCGGCUCGAAGAACCAGGCUCGACGCGUGCUGGAGGUGGUCAACACCGACCUGGGCGCCGCAGACAUCGAGGACGGCCUCCUCUGGGGCAAGGUCGAGUCCAAGGAGGGCGGAGAAGAGGCAGACCGGUUCAAGUUCUUCCUCCACAUGAAGGACAGCAAGUGCGUUGGCCUCGCGCUGGCGGAACGCAUCUGGGAGGCCCACGGCGUCACCUCCAACCCGUCCAAACGCAUCCCUGCCUCGCCCACCAGCGUCAGCUGCUCCCUCUCCCUGACAAAGGAGACAUACCCGGCCCUGGUGGGAAUAUCUCGCAUCUGGACCUCUCGAUCCUCCCGGCGGAAGGGAAUUGCACUGGAUCUGCUCGACUGCGUGGUCAGCAACUACUUUUACGGCAUGGAGAUGGCCAGGACACAGGUGGCCUUCAGCCAGCCGACCGAGAGCGGCUGUGCCUUGAUGAAGGCCUUUUACGGCGACAACGACUGGAGAAUUUACACCGGAAGCUGUUAA